This is a messenger RNA of Colletotrichum navitas, 1470 nucleotides long. RefSeq lists its product as uncharacterized. NCBI's taxonomy places the organism in Eukaryota, Fungi, Ascomycota, Sordariomycetes, Glomerellales, Glomerellaceae. The record is from RefSeq and is a predicted model, not a curated record. The coding region runs from base 1 to 1470 and encodes 489 amino acids. The transcript has 8 exons.
AUGGCGACAAACAAAACUCAAGAGAAGCUCGCGUUCAACUUGACGUGCCACUACUAUGCGACCCCUGGCGAGAUUGAAAAGUGCUGCGACUCGCUUAAAAUGUACUUGGAGCUCGAGAAACAUCGAAAGAGUCUGUCGGCGUGGGAGCUUCUCGCCGUCAACUUCCACACAGAUGGAUCAGACAUGCCAGAUGCAACUAUACGGAUCGUCACAUUUGGAGUCAGGUUCAUACACAAGAGUAUGACCCUGGAUGACUUAGGGCUUGCGAGACGUACAUUUCGGGAUACUGUCGAUAUCGUCCACAAGGCGAUGAGAGCACUGGUCACGGCAAGCGUCAAGGAGCGCGCCGACCCGAAUAGCAGUGCGCAGAAGGCUGCUGUAAAGCUCAUCAAGUCCUACAUGGAGGUACGAGAUACCGUACUCGGAACAAACGUGUCCCCAAUGUCCAGCCGCCAAGCCCUACGAGAGACGUGUUGGAGAGUCAAUGGUGCCAAAGGCAACACAAGCCCGCUCUGGAACGUGUUUUGUUCCACGUCUAUGCUUGAAUGCACAUCGCUUCAAAUCGAUAUCGACUUGGCGGUCUACACGAUGAAGAUCAUUGCACGCUGGUACGGCGAACUACUGCAGCUGUUCGAGAUGUCUAUUCGGUCUGAAGAGAUGAAAUCCCAGAUUAUCAAGGCAGCACGUCUGAGCAAGUCUAUGUCUCAGGCAUUGGGCGGGGAGAAUGCUGAUGUGAACGGCGUGUUCAUAACGUCCGACGAGUUAAAGAGAAGUCUUGUCGGUGAGCAAGACUGGAAUAUUGAAAAGACAACUGUCGUCGAGAUGGAGAAAGCAUACAAGGCGGUGCGCGGUGGUGUGGACAACCAACAGCCUCGCAAACGGAGCUGGUGGAGGAGGGUACUGAAGGCAGUUGGUCAACUGCGGCUAUUGGCCAAGGAGUUCAUGCUCAUGGCGAACAUUCAGAACAAAUGGGCAGAUUUAGAGGCUCUGGCGAAGAAACCGGGAGUGGACAUAUCCGAGGUCAACAAAGUCACAGGGGCUAUCGACAUGGUAAACCUGUCGAGGUAUAGAUGCGACCACCAUUCUGUGGCGGGCACAGCUUCCGGGGUCCGGCACAAGAACCCCGCCACCUCGCUAUACGCCGCUGCCUGCCCAGAAAUAAAGCGGAGGCCCGGGCUCCAUCCAGCAGACCCUUCGUGCAUCGAGCGUGGCGCUGAAGAGCUCGCGCCGGCUCUCUAUGGACACCCAUCGCCUCUGGUAUGCCAGGCCUCGUUGCUUCAACCCGACAUUUCUCCAUGUGAAAGGCAGCGGCAAAGCGCGCGGCGAGGGUCCUGGUCUUGGUCACGAGGCACGCUUGUGCUGCACGGUUCAGGCGAAUGGAAGCCGCUGAGGAAGGAUGUAAGUCUGGCACGACAUCUGAUCCGCCGUGCUGGUCGGGACGGCAGAAGAGCGCUAAUAGGGGUCGCGUAG